Messenger RNA from Rhineura floridana, 2196 nucleotides. RefSeq names its product peroxisome proliferator activated receptor gamma (gene PPARG). NCBI's taxonomy places the organism in Eukaryota, Metazoa, Chordata, Lepidosauria, Squamata, Rhineuridae. The record is from RefSeq and is a predicted model, not a curated record. Gene Ontology annotation, cellular component: nucleus. Gene Ontology annotation, biological process: hormone-mediated signaling pathway; negative regulation of inflammatory response; cell differentiation. The transcript has 7 exons. Bases 448 to 1875 code for a protein of 475 amino acids. Gene Ontology annotation, molecular function: nuclear receptor activity; zinc ion binding; RNA polymerase II cis-regulatory region sequence-specific DNA binding.
CCUGAUGAGGGGCUGCGUCUCGCGGCUGCGUGACGCUGCAGGGAAUUCCCUCUGUCCGUGGGGACACCCGUUUGCGUCUAUAGAGGGCAUGAGGGGAGAUGUGUGGUGGGAAAGUCGUGGGGAGGCUGAGUCAUGCACGGCGGGGAACAGUCGCUGCAGGGGCGGCCGUCCCCACUCUCUUCUACCGACAGGGGCUCUGUGGGGUUCCUGCGGGAUAAGAGAGGGGCACCUGAGUAAGGGCAAAGCUAGGCAAGGGAGUUAAGAUAUUACGGAAUGAGCGUCUGGGACUGCAGAACUCGCUUUCGCUCAGAAAGUUUUGCUCUUGUGGAGGGAAUGUAAGAGAGGUUUUGGGGGGAGGGUGCAACGAGCAGGAAUGGUUGUGGCAGGGCUGAAGUCUACAGGAAGAAAAGACCCUGAUACUCAUUUAGUAAGGAAAGGAGGUUUACAAUGGUUGAUACAGAAAUGCCAUUUUGGCCCAUGAACUUUGGAAUUAGCCCAGUAGACCUCUCUGCAAUGGAUGAGCACUCACAUUCCUUCGACAUAAAGCCCUUUACCACAGUUGAUUUUUCCAGCCUUUCUUCACCACGUUAUGAGGACCUUCCUCUCAUAAGAACUGACCAGACAGCAGUUGACUAUAAAUAUGAUGUGAAAUUUCAAGAAUGCCAAAAUGUAAUCAAGCUGGAGCCUCCAUCGCCACCAUAUUUCUCAGAAAAAGUUCAGAUGUACAAUAAACCUCAUGAAGAAUCCUCCAGUUCUCUAAUGGCUAUUGAGUGCCGGGUGUGUGGGGACAAAGCAUCGGGAUUCCAUUAUGGAGUGCAUGCAUGUGAGGGCUGCAAGGGUUUCUUUCGCAGAACAAUCCGGCUAAAGUUGAUCUAUGAUCGGUGUGAUCUCAACUGUCGCAUUCAUAAGAAAAGCAGAAAUAAAUGUCAAUAUUGCAGAUUCCAGAAAUGCCUUGCAGUUGGAAUGUCACAUAAUGCUAUCAGGUUUGGGCGAAUGCCACAAGCUGAGAAGGAGAAGUUGUUGGCGGAGAUUUCAAGUGAUAUCGACCAGCUCAACCCUGAGUCUGCUGAUCUGCGAGCCCUUGCCAAGCUCUUGUAUGAUUCAUACAUAAAGUCCUUCCCACUGACCAAAGCCAAGGCGAGGGCAAUCUUGACAGGAAAGACAACAGACAAAUCACCUUUUGUCAUUUAUGACAUGAAUUCCUUAACGAUGGGAGAGGACCAGAUCAAGUGCAAACAUCUGGCGUCCAUGCAAGAGCAAAAUAAAGAGGUUGCCAUCCGUAUUUUCCAGCGCUGCCAAUUUCGUUCAGUGGAAGCAGUUCAGGAGAUCACGGAAUUUGCCAAAAGCAUUCCAGGUUUUGUGAGUCUAGACCUGAAUGACCAAGUAACUCUCCUGAAAUAUGGUGUCCACGAGAUCAUCUAUACACUCCUUGCCUCCAUGAUGAAUAAAGACGGUGUUCUCAUUUCCAACGGACAAGGAUUCAUGACUCGGGAAUUCCUGAAAAGUCUCCGGAAACCUUUUAGUGACUUUAUGGAGCCCAAGUUUGAGUUUGCUGUCAAAUUCAAUGCACUGGAAUUAGAUGACAGUGACUUGGCAAUAUUUAUAGCUGUCAUUAUUCUUAGUGGAGAUCGCCCUGGAUUACUGAAUGUAAAGCCCAUUGAAGAAAUUCAAGACAAUUUGCUGCAAUCUUUAGAACUCCAGCUAAAGCUAAAUCAUCCAGAGUCAUCGCAGCUGUUUGCAAAAUUGUUGCAGAAAAUGACAGACCUCAGACAGAUUGUAACAGAACAUGUGCAGCUGUUGCAAAUUAUAAAGAAAACGGAGACAGAUAUGAGCCUUCAUCCACUCCUACAAGAAAUUUAUAAGGACUUAUAUUAAGGGGCAUAGAAUUUCUAAACCAUUGACAUGAUGUACGUUGUUCAAAUUGCACUAUUUCAGAGGGAAAAUAUUACAUACCUAAGAAAUUACUGUGAAGAAAAAGCAUUUAAAGAGAGAGGGGCAGAGCUUUACUAUUAUAGAUCUAUUUUAUGCAUAUUGUUUAUAAAGACACAUUUACAAUUUACUUUUAAUAUUAAAAUGUCUAUAUAUAUAUAUAUAUAUAUCAUUAAAUUGUUGGCAGUAUUUUCCAGUUUAAUUUUUUUAUGUCUUAUUUUAUAAACCAGAAUGGAUUUUUCAGUCUGAUUAAAAAAUAUCAUUGAA